AUGAACUUGUUCAGCCAUGAUGAAAUUAAUUUAUUGGAGGUAUCCUAAUAGAGGAUUGCUAGGCAGCAUAAGAUGGAAAGUUAGAAUUCAUAAAAAAUCAGUUAACGUCUUUGACAUCUAGACAAUUAUAGGAUGCUUGUAAGAAAACAGAUUAUUAUGGCAGAAAUGCAUUACAUUAUGUACAUGAACCACUAUAUUAGGCUGCAUACCGAGGACAUUACAAUGUAGUUGAAUACUUUCUUGAUUUAUAAUGCAUAAAUAUUAACUCAUCAGAUAAUAAGGGUAAAGUUUCAUAAACUAUUAUUGAGGUAACACAGCAUUAAUGCUUGUCUGUGUUCGUGGGUAUAAUUCAGAUAUAAACACUUUGAAGGAUGGUUAGAAAUUUGCUAUAUGUUCUUUAUUAAUUGAAAGAGGAGCAUCAGUUGAAAAAUAUAAGAAAUCAGGAAUAAAUAAUCCAUUGCAUUGGGCUUGUUUCUUUGGAGAUUUAAAAACAACUAAAUUAUUGAUGUACAUAGAACCAAGUUUAAGUAAUCAUAUUAAUUAAUUUAUAGUGUUAUUUACUAAUGAUAGAGAUUAGUUUCCAAUUGAUUUAUCCCUUAUGACAGGUAAAGAAUUGGAUGAUAGAGAAGAAGAUGAAAAAGUUUUGGAAUAUAUGAUAAUGAAAUUUUUGGCUUAAUAUCUUGAUAAUGAAGAACAUAGAAAGAAAUUAGAUAUUCCUGAUGAAGAAUAUGAAACAUUUAAAAAAUUAAAUAAACAUUCACUAAAUCUUAAAUCCACUAAGUAAUUAGCUCAGGUUGGUCUGAGAUAUUUGUUUUGGGCAAGUACUUAGGGUAGAUUGGAUCUUGUAAAACCUUUAUUAAAAUGUAAAUAUUCACCUUUUGAACCAUCAUAUAAGGGAAGAAAUGCUCUUCAUGCUGCUGUCUAUCAUAAUAGAUUAGAAUUAGUAGUAUUUUAUUUAGAAUCAGAAGAAUCCAAGAUAUUUCGAAUUGAUAAUGUAAUCAAUCUUAUGACAAAAGAUAAACCUUAAACUGCUUUACAUAUAGCAGUUGAGAGAGGUCAUAUAGAAAUAGCUAAAAUAUUAAUAAAAAAAGGAGCAGAUCCAAAUUAUUAUAAUUUUAGAAAUCAUAGAGCUUUUGAUUAAUCUAGAUUAAAUGAAAUAAAAUAACUUAAGAGAGAACUUUUCCAUAAUGAUGAAAAGAAUUAUUUAAGGUCUGGAUACAAUCAUAUAUUAGUUGGUUGGUAAAAGAGUAAAAAUUAAUUAUUGGAAUAAUAAUUUAAUAAUAUUUAAAUUAAAAAGAAUAUUGAAAAAGGAUAAUUUAAAUAUAUUUCUUAUGAAUCUAUUGAUAAAAAAUAUACAUAUUAUUGUUUAAAGGUUGAUGAAAGACUUAAAAAUGUAGUAGCUGAUGAGAAUAAGAUGAUGAUUUAUAAUUCAAGAGAAGGAUAUUUGUCUCCUUUUAAUUUAAAUAUCUAAGAUUAAUUUGAAAACUUUCAUCAUAUCCAUAAUUAAUAAAUCCUUCUUACUUUAUUAUAUGAUGAAUUUGAUAUUGAAUAAUUUAUAAGUGAUGGAUUACUUUUAGAACAGUUUCCUGUUCAUGAUGAAGAAGAAAAAGAAUUAAUCAUUAAAUUUUGGAAAAAUGAAAGAAUAAAUAUCUUAUUUGAACCAUUUUAAUUAAAAAAAUCAAGAAGUCGUACUUUUAGUGCCUUAUCAUCCUAUUUUGGACCAGAAAUAGGAUUUUUUUUCGUAUUUUUAUGCUUUUUUUCUACUUGGUUAUUUUUACCAGCAGUACCAGGAUUAGUCUUAGGAAUAUAUUCAUUUAUUGAUGAAGAAGCCAUUUUAGCAGUUUCUCCAAUCUACACUUUAUGUAUGGCUGUUUGGGCUACUAUCUUUUUUGAAUUUUGGAAGAGAAAAUAAAGUGAAACUAUGUAUAAUUUUGAUAUGCAUGUUACUAAAGAAUAAAGAAGAAAUAUCCCUUAAUAUAAAGGAUCAUUCAUAAUAGAAGAUGUUACACAUACAAUUGAAAUAAUGGAUACAAGAAAUGUAUAAUGGAAAUACUUUAAAUCAAAUACUCCUUUAGUAAUUUUAGCAAUAAUUUUAAUUGCUGGAUAAUAAACAGGGUAUUAUUAUCUAAAAUAAGUAUAUGAAGAUGACGAGUUUUAUUAAACUCUUUGGCCUUGUCUUUUAGCUUUCACAGUAUUAAUUACUAAUGAAAUUUUUAAUUUCUUUGCUAAACACACAUUAAUUUAUGAAAAUCAUCAAUUCCAAGAUGAAAGAGAAAAUGUUUACAUCUUAAAAGUAUUUGCUUUCACUUUUCUUAAUUCUUUUGGUCGUCUUUUUUAUAGAAGUAUAAUAAAACCUGAUAAAGAUGAAUUACAUCUUUUCAGCAUCUCCUUUACAAUAAUAUGGUCUGUUGUUCAUCUUAUUAGGUAUACUAUUUAUCCAUGGAUAUCUUUUACAUUCAUUAAAUUAAAAUUCAAUAGGGAUUUCAAUAAAUAUAAAUAAUAAAACAAUAAAUCAAUCAACACACUAUAAAAAAUAGGAGAUACAGAAACAAGUGGAAUCAAUAAAUCAUUUGAUAAGGGAAUAUCUUCUUCAUAUUUCCUUUAACAAAUUGAAUUAAAUAAAAGGAUGAUAGAUCCACCAGAUCAUGUUGAAUAAUUCACUUAUUUUGUAAUUUUAAUAUCAAUAUUUAGAUGACAUAAUUUUGUAUGGUUACAAUGUUUAGUGCAGGUUCCUAAAUAAUACCAAUCAUUACACUUUUUUUUAAUUUAUUAAAUAUAGAAGGAUUAUUGUAUGGAUAUAGAAAGUUUGUCAAGAGACCUUUAGCAGAACCAAAAAAAAAUAUAGGAGUAUGGAAUGACAUUUUAUAAUUAAUUGGCUAUAUUGGUAUUGUUUCAAAUUGUUUAACUAUAUACCAAGCUAAUUAGUCAUAGUUAAAUUACUUGGUAGGAGCUGAUGAUAGUUCUGAUCAAGAUUAAACUAAUGUAAUUUAUAACUAAUAAUAGCUCGGAUUGAGAAACUUUUUAUUAUUAAUUGUUGCUGAACAUAUAGUUAUUGGAAUCAAGUUUGUAAUCGAAGGAGUGAUUCCAGAUGAGCCUGAAUGGGUUGAAUUAAUUUUGAAAAAAGAAGAAUAUCUAUCAGAAAAGAAUAAAUCUAAUGGCAAAAAGAAUGAUUCAUAAAUUAAAGCCUUAGAAAAUAAAGUCAAAAAAGAUUGA
Molecule: messenger RNA, 3213 nt
Organism: Paramecium pentaurelia
Lineage: Eukaryota; Ciliophora; Oligohymenophorea; Peniculida; Parameciidae
Source: the annotation of a GenBank genome assembly